Messenger RNA from Durio zibethinus, 1745 nucleotides. RefSeq names its product ethylene-responsive transcription factor RAP2-1-like. Gene Ontology annotation, molecular function: DNA binding; DNA-binding transcription factor activity. Lineage: Eukaryota; Viridiplantae; Streptophyta; Magnoliopsida; Malvales; Malvaceae. Gene Ontology annotation, biological process: regulation of DNA-templated transcription. The record is from RefSeq and is a predicted model, not a curated record.
CCCUAUCUCUCCCUUCGUAUACUAUAUAUCUUUCUCUAUUUAUAUAUAUAAUAGAGAAUACAGCUUUUGAAGUAAGGGGUAUUCUUUGAUUAAAAGUAGCUAGAAUCUUCUUCUUCCUCUUCUUGUUUUUGUUAUGGGUUACAAGUUGUAUAGUCUCUAGAAACUAGGGCAAAAUUUUUCAUAAAAGGGUUUAGUUUAGUUAUUUUAGGACCCUUAUUAAUUUAGGUGUAACUGUUUUUUUUUUUUUUAAUCAUGGAAGGUGAUUGUUGUUCAACUUCAAGUUCAACAAGCGGAGAGAAGAGGAAGCAAAGGCAACAACAAAAAGAGAAACCAUUCAGAGGGAUAAGGAUGAGGAAGUGGGGGAAGUGGGUGGCUGAAAUCAGAGAACCAAACAAGAGGUCUAGGAUUUGGCUCGGCUCUUACACCACCCCUAUAGCUGCUGCUCGUGCCUAUGACACCGCCGUUUUCUACUUGCGUGGCCCCUCUGCUAGGCUCAACUUCCCUGACCUCAUAUUCCAAGAAGACGACCUUAGUGACAUCUCGGCGGCUUCCAUACGCAAGAAAGCAACAGAGGUUGGGGCUAAAGUCGACGCUUUACAGACCUCUCUUCAUCACCCUUCAUCAUCAGAAUCAUCAAACCCUAGUCGAGUUUUACGGAAGCCUGAUUUGAACGAGUACCCCGAAAGUUCUGAUGAAGAUUGAAACGGUAUAAAAGUACUGAUGAUGAUCAUAAACUCAAAAAAAGAAACCGAAAAUCAACAACUGUCCAUAGGCACCACUCUUUUUUUUUUUUUCCUUAUGUCUUUUGAUUCUCAUUGAAUAGCAAGUGCCAAAAGAACAGAAUCAAUAAUAAAAAAAAGGAUUGAUUUUGUUUGAUAAGGUUAUGUUUUACUUUGGGAAUACAAAAGUUAGUUCAUGGCUUGUAACUUGUAACAUGGACAGUGAUUAGUGAUGAACAGGGAUGGCUAGCUCUAUAUGGUCAGCUUUGCUUUUUGUUUUGGGUAUUUUAUACAAUAUUUCCUUAUAUUUAUAUCUGUAUUUAUGAUGAAAAAAGUUAGAGAAAUUCAAUGAAAGAGAGGGAGGGGGCGUGAGAUUAGAGAGGAUAGCUAUGGAAAAAGAAAAACAAUGGCGAUGGCCUACAAGCUUGUGCCUCCAUAUAUUUUAAUUAGUUGCUAAAACCAAACAAAGUAGAUAAGGAGAUAAGGGUGAUACACUAGAGAGAACCAAGUACGGUACUUGGAAACUUUGCUUGGACACCACAAAAACACAGCCAAAUUAGAGAGAAGCCCCACAAAAUGAGAGAGAUAGAGAUUGGUCCUUUGAAUCAGCAGGGGAGGUUGUCACCGUCAUGAACGGUGGUGGCUUACGAAAGGGUUUGUUUGGUGGAAGUUGAUAGGUGACGCAAGGUGGGCGGUAAGUGGGCUUUUCUGUUUCUUUCUUUUUCUUUUUUAUAUAUUAAAGCUAACGUAAGUUGAUGCUUGUCUUUGGAGGUUUGAUUUUUUUGUUUUGAAUUUCAAAUGCGGAUAGACGAAGGAUUAAUGGGACCUUGAUUUUCUUUUGUAUUUAAUGAGACCCAACAUUUAACAUGUUAACCAUUGCACGAAACCCUUUUUUUUGUUGCUUUAAUUUGUUAUGGACGGUUGAUUUUCUAUCUGUUCCUGGUUGUUAAAUCCAAUCAGAAUUUUGCCUUCAGAACGAAAUAGGAAAAGGCUAAACCAAAAAGCAGACAAACAGUUUAAUAAGGC